This is a messenger RNA of Alosa sapidissima (American shad), 5936 nucleotides long. RefSeq names its product myosin, heavy chain 6, cardiac muscle, alpha (gene myh6). The transcript has a single exon. The record is from RefSeq and is a predicted model, not a curated record. Lineage: Eukaryota; Metazoa; Chordata; Actinopteri; Clupeiformes; Clupeidae. Gene Ontology annotation, cellular component: myosin complex. Gene Ontology annotation, molecular function: actin filament binding; cytoskeletal motor activity; ATP binding. Bases 79 to 5874 code for a protein of 1931 amino acids.
UCUGAACCUGAUCCUCUGUCUGAAUAACUGCUUUUGUGCUUAGGAUUUCUCUUCUGCUGUGAACACUGAACAAGCGCCAUGGGAGACGUUUUAAUGGCAGAGUUUGGGAAGGCUGCCCCCUUCCUCCGAAAGUCGGACAAAGAGCGCCUCGAAGCUCAAACCAGGGCAUUUGACAUCAAAAUUGAGUGCUUUGUUGUCGAUCCGAAUGUUGAAUAUGUCAAGGGGCAGAUUACCAGCAAAGAGGGGGGAAAAGUGACAGUUAACACUGUGGAAGGCAAAACCGUGACUGUCAAAGAGUCAGAUGUCCACCCUCAGAACCCACCGAAAUUCGACAAGAUCGAGGACAUGGCGAUGUUCACCUUCCUGCACGAGCCUGCCGUGCUGUUCAACCUCAAAGAGCGCUACGCAGCAUGGAUGAUCUACACCUACUCUGGGUUGUUCUGUGUCACAGUGAACCCCUACAAGUGGCUCCCUGUGUAUGAUUCAGAGGUAGUUGCUGCCUACAGAGGCAAGAAGAGAUCAGAAGCGCCCCCACAUAUCUUCUCCAUCUCUGAUAAUGCCUAUCAGUACAUGCUCACUGACAGGGAGAAUCAGUCUGUCCUCAUCACUGGAGAAUCUGGUGCUGGGAAGACUGUCAACACCAAGAGAGUCAUCCAGUAUUUUGCAAGCAUAGCGGCUGCUGGCGGAGCAGUCAAAAAGGAUACCAGUAAAGGCACACUGGAAGAUCAAAUCAUUCAGGCCAACCCUGCACUGGAGGCGUUUGGAAAUGCCAAAACACUGAGGAACGACAACUCAUCGCGCUUUGGGAAAUUCAUCCGUAUUCACUUCGGAACGAGUGGAAAACUUUCCUCUGCUGAUAUUGAGACUUACCUCCUGGAAAAAUCCAGGGUGACCUAUCAGCUCAAGGCUGAGAGGAACUAUCACAUCUUCUAUCAGAUCAUGUCCAAUGAAAAGCCAGAGCUGUUGGAUAUGUUGCUGAUCACCAACAACCCCUAUGAUUACUCCUACGUCUCCCAAGGAGAGAUCACUGUUGCUUCCAUCAACGAUUCAGAGGAACUAAUCGCCACAGACAGUGCCUUUGAUGUGCUUGGCUUCACUGCAGAGGAGAAAAUGGGUGUCUACAAGCUGACCGGGGCUAUAAUGCACUAUGGCAACAUGAAGUUCAAGCAGAAACAGAGAGAAGAACAGGCUGAGCCAGAUGGCCAAGAGUCUGCUGACAAGUCUGCCUACUUGAUGGGGUUAAACUCUGCAGAUCUCCUCAAAGGACUCUGUCACCCCAGGGUCAAGGUAGGCAAUGAAUAUGUCACCAAAGGUCAGAGUGUAGACCAAGUGUAUUAUUCCAUUGGUGCACUGGCUAAGUCAGUAUACGAAAAGAUGUUUAACUGGAUGGUUGUUCGAAUCAACCACUCCCUUGAUACCAAACAGCAUCGUCAGCAUUUCAUAGGAGUGCUGGACAUUGCAGGUUUUGAGAUCUUUGACUUCAACACCUUUGAGCAGUUGUGUAUCAACUUCACUAACGAGAGACUGCAACAGUUUUUCAAUCACCACAUGUUUGUGUUGGAACAAGAGGAGUACAAGAAGGAGGGGAUUGAUUGGGAGUUCAUUGACUUUGGGAUGGACUUGCAAGCCUGCAUUGAUCUAAUUGAAAAGCCCCUUGGUAUCAUGUCUAUUCUAGAGGAAGAAUGCAUGUUUCCUAAAGCAAGCGACCAGACAUUCAAGUCCAAGCUGUAUGACAACCAUCUGGGCAAGUCAAAAAUGUUUGAGAAACCACGUCCCAAAGCAGAUGCUCAUUUUGCUUUGGUCCAUUAUGCUGGCACCGUUGACUACAACAUUGCCGGCUGGCUGGUGAAGAACAAAGAUCCUCUGAAUGAGACUGUGGUGGGACUUUACCAGAAGUCAUCUCUCAAGCUGUUGAGUUAUCUAUUCGCUUACGCAGCAGCUGAAGGUGGAGACAAGGCAGGUGGAAAAGCUGCCAAAAAGAAAGGCUCAUCUUUCCAAACAGUAUCAGCCUUGCACAGGGAAAACCUCAACAAGCUAAUGAAUAACUUGAAGACCACCCACCCUCAUUUUGUCCGUUGCUUGAUCCCUAAUGAGUCCAAGACACCUGGAGCGAUGGACAACUGCCUUGUGAUGCACCAGCUUCGCUGUAACGGUGUGCUGGAGGGCAUUAGGAUCUGCAGGAAAGGCUUCCCAAACAGGGUACUCUAUGGUGACUUUAAACAGAGGUACAGAAUACUAAAUGCCUCAGCAAUCCCUGAGGGUCAGUUCAUGGACAGUAAGAAGAGCGCAGAGAAACUGCUUGGUUCUCUGGACAUCGACCACACGCAGUACAAAUUUGGGCAUACAAAAGUCUUUUUUAAAGCUGGCUUGCUGGGGGUGCUGGAGGAGAUGCGGGAUGAGCAACUCUCCCGCAUUAUCACAAGGAUUCAGGCCAACGCAAGAGGUAUACUUAUGAGAAUUGAGUAUCAGAAGCUUGUGGAACGCAGGGAUGCUCUAAUGGUGAUCCAGUGGAACCUCCGAUCAUUCCUGGGUGUGAAGAACUGGCCUUGGAUGAAGAUGUUCUUCAAGAUUAAGCCCCUCCUAAAGAGCGCAGAGUCUGAGAAAGAGAUGGCAAACAUGAAAGACGAGUUUGGCAAGAUCAAAGAGGCUCUGGAAAAAUCCGAUGCCAGAAGAAAGGAACUGGAGGAGAAGAUGGUGUCAAUUCUCCAAGAGAAGAAUGACUUACUCCUCCAGCUGCAGUCAGAGUCUGACAUUCUGACUGAUUCAGAGGAACGCUGUGAGCAGUUGAUUAAGAGCAAGAUACAGUUAGAGGCAAAAGUGAAGGAAAUGACAGAGAGGAUGGAGGACGAAGAGGAGAUGAAUGCAGACCUCACGGCAAAGAAGCGAAAGUUAGAGGACGAAUGUGCCGAGCUCAAGAAAGACAUUGAUGACCUUGAGCUGACCUUGGCCAAGGUGGAGAAAGAGAAACAUGCCACUGAGAACAAGGUAAAGAAUCUCACUGAGGAAAUGGCUUCUCAGGAUGAAAACAUGAUGAAGCUGACAAAAGAGAAAAGGGCACUUCAGGAGGCACAUCAGCAAACGCUAGAUGACCUUCAGAGUGAGGAGGACAAGGUCAAUACACUCACCAAAGCAAAGAUAAAGCUGGAGCAACAGGUGGACGACAUUGAAGGUUCUCUGGAACAAGAAAAAAAGGUCAGAAUGGACCUAGAACGUAGCAAGAGAAAGCUUGAGGGGGAUCUCAAACUUACCCAAGAGAGUGUGAUGGACUUGGAAAAUGAUAAACAGCAGUUAGAGGAAAAACUAAAGAAGAAAGACUUUGAGAUCAGUGGAUUGAACAGUAAGGUUGAGGAUGAACAGUUGGUGAGUGUACAGCUCCAGAAGAAACUGAAGGAGAAUCAGGCCCGCAUUGAAGAGCUGGAAGAGGAAUUGGAUGCUGAGCGAGCAGCCCGGGCUAAAGUGGAGAAGCAGAGAUCCGAUCUGUCCCGGGAACUGGAGGACAUCAGUGAGCGUCUGGAGGAGGCAGGGGGGGCCACUUGCGCUCAGGUAGAGCUCAACAAGAAGAGAGACUCAGAGUUCCAGAAGCUCCGCAGAGACCUUGAAGAGGCAACCCUUCAACACGAGGCCACCUCUGCCACCCUCAGGAAGAAGCAUGCUGAUAGCGUGGCUGAACUGGGUGAACAGAUUGACAACCUGCAGAGAGUCAAGCAGAAGCUGGAGAAAGAGAAGAGUGAGCUGAAGCUGGAAUUGGAUGACAUGUCUUCAAACAUGGAGAGCGUGGUGAAGGCCAAGGUCAACCUUGAGAAAAUGUGCCGUUCCCUGGAGGACCAGAUGAAUGAGCACAAGACAAGGGCUGAAGAAGCACAAAGAGCCCUGAAUGACUUUUCAGUGCAGAGAGCAAAGCUGCUCACAGAAAACGGAGAGCUUGGAAGGCAGAUGGAGGAAAGGGAAAGCCUGAUUUCCCAGCUCACCAGGGGGAAGAUGUCAUUCACCCAGCAAGCAGAAGACUUGAGGAGACAGCUGGAUGAGGAGGUGAAGGCAAAGAAUGCUCUAGCACAUGCUGUGCAGUCUGCUCGACAUGACUGUGACCUGCUGAGAGAGCAAUUCGAGGAAGAGCAGGAGGCGAAAGCAGAACUGCAGCGAGCCCUCUCCAAAGCCAACACUGAGGUUGCCACCUGGAGGGCAAAGUAUGAGACGGAUGGCAUUCAGAGAACGGAGGAGCUUGAGGAGGCCAAGAAAAAACUGGUACAGAGGCUGCAAGAGGCUGAGGAAGCAGUUGAGGCGGUGAAUGCAAAGUGUUCCUCCCUCGAGAAGACCAAACAUCGUCUUCAGAAUGAGAUUGAAGAUCUAAUGUUGGACCUUGAAAGAGCGAACGCAGCCUCUGCUACCCUGGACAAAAAGCAAAGGUCCUUUGAUAAAGUAAUUUCAGAAUGGAAACAAAAGUUCGAGGAGUCACAGUGUGAGCUUGAGGGCUCACAGAAAGAAGCUCGAUCCCUCAGUACAGAGCUCUUCAAGCUGAAAAACGCCUAUGAGGAAGCACUGGAUCAUCUGGAGACAACCAAGCGAGAAAACAAGAACCUCCAGGAGGAAAUCUCAGACCUGACUGACCAGCUGGGAGAGGGAGGGAAGAGCGUUCAUGAGCUGGAGAAGCUCAGGAAGCAGUUGGAGCAAGAGAAGAGCGACCUGCAGUCCGCCCUGGAAGAGGCAGAAGGUUCUCUGGAGCAUGAGGAGGGCAAGAUCCUGCGAGCACAGUUGGAGUUCAACCAAGUGAAAGCUGACAUUGAGCGCAAGCUGGCAGAGAAGGAUGAGGAGAUGGAGCAGGCCAAGAGGAACUACCAACGAAUGGUGGAGUCUCUUCAGACCAACCUGGAGUCUGAGACAAGGAGCCGCAAUGAGACCUUGAGAAUCAAGAAGAAAAUGGAGGGUGACCUCAAUGAGAUGGAGAUCCAGCUCAGCCAGGCUAACCGGCAAGCUGCAGAUGCCCAGAAGCAGUUGAAGACUGUCCAGGCAUUCCUUAAGGACACUCAGCUUCAGCUGGACGAGUCCAUGCAUGGCAACGACGACCUGAAAGAGAACAUCGCUCUGAUGGAGCGCAGGAACAACUUGAUCCUGGCUGAGCUGGAGGAGCUAAGGGCAGUCUUGGAGCAGACGGAGAGGGGACGCAAGAUGGCUGAGCAGGAGCUGACUGAUGCCACGGAGAGGAUGCAGCUCCUGCAUUCCCAGAACACCGGCCUCCUCAACCAGAAGAAGAAACAAGAGUCCGACCUGCUGCAGCUCCAGACCGAAAUGGAGGAGGUGAUUCAGGAGAGCCGAAAUGCUGAGGAGAAGGCCAAGAAAGCCAUCACUGAUGCAGCCAUGAUGGCAGAGGAACUUAAGAAGGAGCAGGACACCAGCUCCCAUCUGGAGCGCAUGAAGAAGAACAUGGAGCAGACCAUCAAAGACCUGCAGCACCGUCUGGAUGAAGCCGAGCAGGUGGCCAUGAAAGGAGGCAAGAAGCAGGUUCAGAAGAUGGAGUCUCGCAUCCGAGAACUGGAGGGAGAGCUGGAGGCAGAGCAGAAGCGAGGGGUGGAGUCCAUAAAGGGCGUCAGGAAGUAUGAGCGACGCAUCAAGGAGCUCACCUACCAGACAGAGGAGGACAAGAAGAACAUGGCCCGGCUCCAGGAUCUGGUGGACAAGCUUCAGCUGAAGGUGAAAUCGUACAAGCGCUCCACGGAGGAGGCAGAAGAGCAGGCCAACACCAACAUGGCCAAGCUACGCAAACUGCAGCACGAGCUGGAGGAGGCAGAAGAGCGGGCUGACAUAGCAGAGUCCCAGGUCAACAAGUUGCGGGCCAAGACUAGAGAUGGGGUGACCAGCAAGAAAUCCCCAGAUGAGUAAAGAGAUUGUCACAUUACCCACAAAGGACGCCAUGGUCCUACACAGGUGUUUCAAAUGAUUAC